AUGAUCCACCGCGAAGUAGCCGAUGGUCUAGAGCGUCUUUGGAACCAUGUGGCAGACCAGGUUGAUAAGAGGUACUUGAUUAGAUGCAGUUAUAUUGAAAUCUACAAUGAAAAGAUCAAUGACCUCCUGGAUAAGAGCAAUCAGGGUUUAACUAUAAGAGAAGAUAUCAAAGGAAAUGUGCUGCUUGAUGCAAGGGAAGCUGUCGUAGACAAUGUUGAUAAAGUUAUGGAGAACAUGAUGCAGGGCAAUAAGAUCAGACGAGUUGCAGCUACUCGCAUGAAUGAGAGGUCAUCUCGAUCACACACGAUUUUCCGGAUUAUUCUGGAGUCGAAAGAUGCCAAUCAGAAGAUGGACCUGUACAUAUAA
Molecule: messenger RNA, 366 nt
Organism: Acanthoscelides obtectus
Lineage: Eukaryota; Metazoa; Arthropoda; Insecta; Coleoptera; Chrysomelidae
Source: the annotation of a GenBank genome assembly